AUGGAAUGCAAGCCAACAUUCCUCCAUGGCACCAUUGAAGUCACCAUCUUCGAUGCUACACCUUACAUCCCUCCAUUUCUCCUCAAUUGCAUACCAACACAUGGGAGCCCAACUUAUGUGACAGUGAAAAUAGACGACAACAAGGUGGCUAAAACCAGCCACGAAAGGGACCGAGUUUGGAACCAAACCUUCCAAAUCCUAUGUGCCCAUCCCUUGGAUUCAACCAUCACCAUCACCAUGAAGACCAAGUGCUCCAUCCUCGGCAAAAUCCACCUCGAAGCACGCGAGAUCGCUACGGAGACCAGCUUCAUCAAUGGCUUCUUCCCGCUCUCCAACACGACGGAGAGCGAAAAGAAGAAGAGGAAGCCAGCCGCGAGUGAUCCUGAGCUGAAGCUCAGGUUUAUGUUGUGGUUCAAGCCGGCUCAGCUCGAGCCGGCUUGGAGCCAGAUAGUCAAUAGUGGUGGCAAUGGAGGGUUUCAAGGGCUUAGGAAUGCAUCUUUCCCUCUGAGAUCAGAUUGUGGGGUGAGGCUUUAUCAGGAUGCUCAUCAUUGUGGCGGUUUUCAGCCUCCGCCUGAGCUUUGUGGGCCGCCGAGGAAUUUAUGGGAGGAUGUCUAUAAGGCCAUUGAUGAUGCCAAGUAUUUGGUCUACAUUGCUGGUUGGUCCUUCAACCCUAAUAUGGUGCUUGUUAGGGACCCUGAAACAAUGUUACCACAUGCUAGAGGAGUGAAGCUAGGCGAAUUACUAAAAGCAAAAGCAGAGCAAGGAGUAGUCGUGAGAGUUUUAAUAUGGGACGACGAAACUUGCCUUCCUUUGAUUAAAAACAAGGGCCUAAUGGGAACACACGACCAAGACGCCUUGGCCUACUUCAAACACACAAAAGUAAUAUGCAAGCUCUGCCCUAGGCUACACCACAAAUUCCCAACUUUCUUCACACACCACCAAAAGACCCUCACCCUCGACUCCCCGAUUGCAGGAACAAUCGGGGAUCGAGAGGUUGUCUCCUUCGUUGGAGGCCUGGACCUCUGCGAUGGAAGGUUUGAUACGGAGCAACAUUCGUUGUUUCGUACCCUGAACAAUGAGUCGCAUUGCCAGGACUUCUACCAGACUAGUAUAAAUGGGGCUAGUAUGGUAAAGGGAGGCCCUAGAGAGCCCUGGCAUGAUGUCCAUGCUUGUGUUUUGGGAGAGGCUGCUUGGGAUGUGUUGAGGAACUUUGAGGAGCGAUGGGGGAAGCAAUGUGACCCUUCUUUGUUGGUUCCCACUUCCUCCUUGGCACAUCUUAGAGCUCCACCAACUAAUGUGAAUGGCACAUUAGAUUCAUCAAACCCUAUGAGGAACUGGAAGGUCCAAGUGUUCAGGUCAAUCGACCAUGUGUCAACAUCCCAACUACCCCGUAACCUAAGAAUCGAGCGGAGCAUCCACGAGGCCUACGUGGAGGCAAUAAGGCGCGCCGAAAGAUUCAUCUACAUUGAGAAUCAAUACUUCAUAGGAGGGUGCCACAUGUGGGAACAAGAUCGAGGUUGUGGGUGCAGGAACUUGAUACCCAUCGAGAUUGCAUUGAAGGUGUCUCAGAAGAUCAGGGAGAGACAGAGGUUUUCGGUUUACGUUGUGAUUCCGAUGUGGCCGGAGGGCUGUCCCGAGGGCGAAACUGUCCACGACAUUUUGCAUUGGACAAGGAUGACAAUGAGCAUGAUGUAUAGGAUGAUUGGGGAAGUUUUGCAAGAAUGUGGGGAGCAAGGACAUCCUAGGGACUACUUGAACUUCUUUUGUCUUGCUAACAGGGAAGUGGAGAGUGGAAAAGAGUUUGUUCCUCCUUACUCGCCUCGUCCUUCGACGCAAUAUUGGUUUGCUCAAAAGCAUAGAAGGUUCAUGGUUUAUGUCCACUCCAAGCUCAUGAUAGUGGACGACGUCUACCUAUUGAUAGGGUCAGCGAAUGUAAACCAAAGAUCGAUGGACGGGAGACGAGACACAGAGAUUGCCAUAGGAUGCUACCAGCCUCAACCUCGAGUGAUCGACCCUACUCCUAACGACGUUCUAAAGUAUAGAAUGUCGUUAUGGUACGAGCACACCGGCGGGAUGGCAGAUGGAGACUUCUUGAACCCUGAGAGCCUCGAAUGUGUGAGGAAGGUUUGCUCCAUAGGAGACCAAAUGUGGGAGAUUUACAGUGGCGAUGAAGUUGUGGACAUGGGAGGAGCCCACCUGGUGAGUUACCCUGUCAAUGUGACCAAAGAAGGUGGUUUGGAGGACCUAAAUGGUGAGGGAGAGAACUUUUUCCCUGAUACGAAGACUCCCGUGGGAGGAAGGAGGUCUAAGAUGUUGCCCCCAAUAUCCACCACCUAAGUUGCCGUGAGUGGUGUUCACUCAAGGGAUUGAGACUCAUGUUGGAUGUGUAAA
Linum tenue is the source of this 2391-nucleotide messenger RNA. The record is from the annotation of a GenBank genome assembly. NCBI's taxonomy places the organism in Eukaryota, Viridiplantae, Streptophyta, Magnoliopsida, Malpighiales, Linaceae.